This is a messenger RNA of Dalotia coriaria, 2577 nucleotides long. RefSeq lists its product as uncharacterized. NCBI's taxonomy places the organism in Eukaryota, Metazoa, Arthropoda, Insecta, Coleoptera, Staphylinidae. The record is from RefSeq and is a predicted model, not a curated record. The transcript has 6 exons. Bases 500 to 1870 code for a protein of 456 amino acids.
CGGCGCGAUAUCGGAGCCGGCUGCAGCGAGCAGAUAGAAGCGAGAGCGGCGGCGGCGGAUAGUCGUGAAAACGGGCCGGAUCGUGGCGCUGCGGCGCUCGCCGACGGUGGUCGCAAGCCAGCCGCGUUCGCUACCGCCGUCAUUCCGCACCGGCAACGGCCACGGCCAGCAUCCAGCCGCCGCGAGACUCUCCGCCGCCGUCGCGUGCCCGCAGAUCGCGCGAAGACCGCCGCCGGGCGAAAACGUCGCGCGCGCCGCGAAGAAGGGUCACGCCCCUUUUAUCCUCACCGCGUUGCAACCGCGACAGGCGCACCGAUUCAAAACCGCGUCGCUUAUCACAAAAAAAAAAAUAAACAUAAAUUUGAUGUUACUUUAAGCGCAUUUGAAACUCAGCGACAACUUGUAUUACAACACCAGAUUUACAAUGAGCGACGCGCGUCGCGCGUGUUCAACGGUGGGCAAGUAAGCGCGACGUGUGGAGAACAACGCCGGCCGGGAAAUGCGCUCGUUUCCGAAUGCCGUGACGGAAGCCGCGCGCGAGAUUACCGCCGAAACUAUCGCCGCGCUGCGAGAGGAAACGCGCGUCGACGGCGCGCCUCAGCGGAAAAACUUCGCGAAGCAACAACUCCGAUUUGCGAUGCAGGCGGGCGACGAGCACAACAAAUGCCGCACCACGCGUUGUGCGGCGACCCGACGCCGAAAAGUUAUGACCCGCCAGCAAGGUGAAGCGGUGGCGCAUGAUGACGGCGGGCGGAUGGACGAAGGCGACGCGUUCGCGAAAGUGGCGGCGAAGAAAAAGAGUUGCCGAGAAAGGAGGAGUGGAUUCGUGUUGUUGGAAAGUUUACCCGUUAUUAGGGCCAUCAGAUGGGCCAUUAGUUUUGCACUCGUGAUUGAUUCAGCUUGUGGCCUGCGGCUGACGAACAUGACAGCGCCGUUGGUCGCCGAUACGCGCAGCGACAUGCACAUGGAUUGUCAUUUCGACAUGGGCGCUGAGCUGCUCUACGCCGUCAAGUGGUAUAAGGACGAUCAGGAGUUUUUCAGAUUCCAGCCCCACCAGCAGCCGCAUACGAUCAUGUAUCCGGUGGCGGGCGUGCACAUGCAGACCUCGGCGACGCAGUGCGACGAGACGCGAUGCAAGCUGCGGCUGACGAAUCUCACCCGCGAGCACAGCGGCGGCGCCUACCGCUGCGAGGUGUCCACCGAAGCGCCGGCCUUCCGACUUGCCUCGGAGACCCACAGCGUCACCGUUGCAACGCUGCCGCUGGACCUACCUCGCAUCACCGGCUUGGUGGACACGUAUGCGGUGGACGACAUGUUAACCCUCGAAUGCGUUUCGGGCGCCGGCGAUCCCACGCCGCAGCUCACCUGGUACAUCAACAACCAGCCGGCGCCCGCGGAGAUACUCGGCGAGGCGUCCACGACGCAAGUAAACGAAAAAUCAUCGCGAGGUGAUCACAACGGUAUCGAGCAUAACGUAGAUGGCAGCACCAAUCAGAGGAGCACCAUUGUGUUGGCGAAACGAACGCAACCACUACGAAUGCGUAUCGAGAGAAGACACCUUCAAGGCGCUGGGGCGAUGAUGGUGCAGUGCGCCAGUACACUGCCGGCGAUGCCAAUGGUCCAGCCGCAGACUGUCGGGCACACGGUGAUCAUUCGAUCGCGCACCGCGCAGGUAAACAACGAGAAGCUCCAUUGGCCCGAUUAUGCGUCGUCGUCGUCGUCGUCGUCGGCGGCGCGUUUCACUUUCGGCGCGCACGCACGCCGCAGCGCGUCGCGAAGUUAUUUAACUAGUUACUUAAGUUGCCGAAACUUUCAAAUCCUCGCCAUUAACUUACUAUUACUCAUGUACUAUCACUACGACAACAACUAAUAUGCGGCCGUCUAAACGUGUACGAGUAGUAAAUCUAUUAAUCCAAGUAGCGCCACAGCUCUCCUAUAACUUAUAAGAUAUUUACUUCUUUCCAUACGUACGUACAUGAUAAAUGCAUAAUUUAUUGGAGAUUUUCGAGGAAAAACGCGGCGACCGCAAUUAAUGUGUAAAUUAUUAGUUUUGGAGACAAGCCCGCCUAAUACUUCACACAAUUUCACCAACAGCAUUAUGAAUACCGAGAUUGACAAGGACGUAAAUGAUGCAAAUAAGAAGAAAGGUGAAAAAAAUAACAGACAGCUUUAAAAUUCAGAAUUUCCAUAUUAUUAUUAUUAUUCUAUGUUAGUAUGUAAUUGUAAUGUUAAAAUCUAAGUAUUUGUCCGAGGUAACAUACGUUUUGUGUAACACCCAGCCCUGAAACCCACCCCCACACACACACACACUGCAUGUGGCACCCAACUGAAAUUAAUAACCAUGUAGAAAAUAAUUCAGUUUGAUUGAAAAUGAACUGAUAAAUUUGAUUAUAAACUUUGCACACCGCCGAAAUGUAUAAUGGAAAAUUGUAAAACAAGCGCGCGAACGAUUUUAUUCGAAUUCGAUUCGCAAAACACAAUUAUAUUAAACAAACAAAUAAGCAAAUAUGCAAAUGCAGUUUGAAAGUUUUAAUUUGUAAAUAAACGAAUAAAUAAAUAUGAACGUCAACAGAAUAA